This is a messenger RNA of Penicillium waksmanii, 1602 nucleotides long. RefSeq lists its product as uncharacterized. The record is from RefSeq and is a predicted model, not a curated record. The coding region runs from base 1 to 1602 and encodes 533 amino acids. The transcript has 3 exons. Lineage: Eukaryota; Fungi; Ascomycota; Eurotiomycetes; Eurotiales; Aspergillaceae.
AUGGGAAAGCUCGUCAAAUUACUCGGCGCAGGUAUUGGCUUCACAUCAGAGGCUAUCCAGGCUGCUCGCUCACGAUCAGGAGAGCCAUCUUCUGCUCAACCUUCUACCUCAUCUACACCACAUGAUACUCAAGAUGCUCCACCUGCUUAUGGCGAUUCGAUUCAUCCAACCGGCUUUGGAGAGUCCUCUCGUAGCACAUAUGCCCAAGGUGAUCUGACUGGUCCUGACGAGAAGCAUCGCUCCAAAGCGGCCGAGGCCGGGUAUGACUCGGAGAGUGACAGCUUAGAUUCAGACCACCACGAUGCCUUUGAACAAGAUGAAGCUGAGUGGGAGCUCGAUGAAAUGGCGGAGCGGGUCAGACCGCCAACAUAUGAAGAGUCUGAGGCUCUGCCAGCGGGUGUGUCGGAAGGCGACCGAAUGAUGAGAGAGGAGCAAAUGAUACGUGAGCUCGUGCAGAUGGCCGGUCCCUCUCAACCAGCCCAAAGGCUUCCCUGCCCCGUUAUUAUCCCACAACGUCGACCCAGAAAGAAACAAUAUGGCUUCGUGCGGGCCUACGCCCCGGUCCUCGCUGAAUGCGGUGUCAAUCAGGAACUUUUCUUGCAGUUUCUCGUGGAUUGGGAGAAGGCAAGCAAGUCCGAUAAAUGGAUCGAUGUUGUCUAUAUGGCCGCAAAUGUCGUCGGGUUUGUUCCCGAAUUAGCAGCGCAGAUUAUCAGUCCCAUCGUGGCCACAGCAGCUGGAACAGCGAGAGAACUUCAGUCCCGAUCACGCCGGAAUACGUUCCUUGAUAAAUUCAACGAAGAUAUUCUCAUGCCUCGCGGGCUAUUCGGCAUGGUUAUGUCAUUCAAAGAAUCAAUCCCAGGCGAACAAAAAGGUGCAUUGCAAAAGCUUUCGAGCACUAUAGGCCAAACAAUAUUUACGAGCAAAAAGCUUAAUAUUGACGAAGUGGCUGCAAAAUACAGCAACCCGGAUCCAAAUCUGUCCAAGACGAAACAAAAAAUGAACAAUAUCCGACUCGCCAGCGGUCGGAUCGACGGAGAGGUUGAACUCCCCGAAGCGGCUGAACUCAUCUAUCCCGACCUAGAUCGGUUUGCAGAACAGGCGGCCAAGGCUCAGGAUGAUGGAAAGGUGGCUAGUAUGGGUGAUAAAUUCAAGAAUGCAAGCUCGUGGGUUCAGGACUACUUUGAUCGCAGAGGGCAGGCGUUUCAUGAUGCUGAGAAUGAAGACCCUUCUCGAGCUUCGCAAUCGACACAGCAAUCACAAUUUCGAUCACGAUACAAUGACCCCAACCACCCCGCCAACAGUGGCUCUCUGGUUGCACUCUUGACUGGUGGAGCCAUUAACCCCGUGCCCAGAAGGAAAGCUCGACGAAUGGCAAGACGCGAAAGACGGUAUGAUAGACGCGUUGCCCGCGGCAGCCCAGCGAGAGAUCCGCGACAGAAAAGGAAACGUCGCAAGGGAACUGUCAAAAGACUCUUACAAGAGGAUAUCCUCUACUUUUUUAUUGUCAAUAUUCCAAGCCAGGAAGAGGUUCAACAGUCGAUUGAUCAGUUGGAGCGCUUGAUGUCCGAGCAUGGUGCACCUUCGCCAUCUCAUUCAAGUUGA